Messenger RNA from Pieris napi, 1066 nucleotides. RefSeq names its product lactoylglutathione lyase (gene Glo1). The record is from RefSeq and is a predicted model, not a curated record. Lineage: Eukaryota; Metazoa; Arthropoda; Insecta; Lepidoptera; Pieridae. Gene Ontology annotation, molecular function: lactoylglutathione lyase activity; metal ion binding. The transcript has 6 exons. The coding region runs from base 204 to 788 and encodes 194 amino acids.
GGCCAAGCAAUCGGAGAAAAAUAAAUAUGUAUACGAAAUAUUUGGCAAAACAUUUAAAAAUGUGAUGUUACACGGGGUGAUUACGUCGGUAUAUAACGGUUCAACUAAAUCCGUUUAUAUUCAAUUAAGUGACGCUACAGCUAACAUACAAGUCUACUGCAACAGUGAGAGGAAUAAUAAUAAAUUACCACCUAAUUGCAUAGAUGAGCUUGAGGAACUUCAUGUUAAAAAUUAUAAAAUUGGAGAUAGGAGGAACCAUGGCGCACCAGGGAGUUUCAGCUCAAGAAAUCGAGGCGUUAUGUAAAACUCCAAAUCCUGCUACAAAGGAGUUUAUUUUUCAACAAACAAUGUACCGCAUCAAGGACCCAAGAAAGUCUAUACCAUUUUAUACUGGAGUACUUGGCAUGACCUUAUUAAAACAGCUUCAUUUUCCAGAAAUGAAGUUCUCAUUAUUCUUUAUGGGAUAUGAAAACUCUAAUGAAAUCCCAUUAGAUGAAAAAGAAAGAACUUCUUGGGCGAUGUCAAGAAAAGCCACUUUGGAGCUAACAUACAAUUGGGGCACAGAGAGUGAUGAUUCCAACUAUCAUAAUGGUAACUCGGAUCCUCGUGGGUUUGGACAUAUUGGAAUCAUGGUCCCCGAUGUUGAUGCUGCUUGUGCUAGAUUUGAAGAGCAAGAUGUGAAGUUCAUUAAAAAGCCCCAGGAUGGCAAAAUGAAGGGAUUGGCUUUCAUUCAGGAUCCCGAUGGCUACUGGAUCGAGAUUUUCAAUGCUAAUUGUGUUAGCCAGUAACAAUAGUUCUGUAGAUAUAUAUGAGUUGUGACAAGAUAGAAAAUAUUUUAUAUCUUGUUACGGUCAUGACACUUAUUGUUUACCAAUGAUAUAUAGACUGUCAGAUAUUCUUAAGUUAAUACAUGUGUUAUAAACACAUGAUUUUAUAAAUAGCUGUUAUAGACUAAAAAAAAUUUAAUUUGUUUAUAGUUUUUGCGAUUUAUCUAAGAGGAAAAUACAUGAAAUGUAAAAUUUGCACUUUUAUAACUUGUCUUUAAUAUAUAACUUGUUAAUUAUUA